Molecule: messenger RNA, 193 nt
Organism: Pan troglodytes (chimpanzee)
Lineage: Eukaryota; Metazoa; Chordata; Mammalia; Primates; Hominidae
Product: short transmembrane mitochondrial protein 1-like
Exons: 1
Coding region: 34-177 (47 amino acids)
Cellular component (GO): respiratory chain complex
Source: RefSeq, a predicted model, not a curated record
CUUAGCGCCCUCUUCGCCCUCCCCACUGACAUCAUGCUCCAGUUCCUGCUUGGAUUUACAUUGGGCAACGUGGUUGGAAUAUAUCUGGCUCAGAACUAUGACAUACCAAACCUGGCUAAAAAACUUGAAGAAAUUAAAAAGGACUUGGAUGCCAAGAAGAAACUCCCUAGUUCAUGAGGCUGCCUCCAGCACU